AUGGAUGAAUAUGUGAAAACCAAACUAAGAGAAUGGAAUCUUGAAGAGUUAAUUCCCACAUUUGAAGCUGAGAAUAUCGAUCAAGAAACCCUCCUUCUUUUAGAUGAGGUCACACUGACUUCUCUUAUCCCUAUUAUUGGACUUCGUUUAAAAUUCAAGAAGUACCUCAAGAAUGUGCUUGAUGAAUCAAUCAAAGAGCCUGCAACUACAACAACAGGACCAAGGGAGCAGCAGCAGGGUCCUGAGCACAGAAGAAUGGUGGAGCAAGCCGCAGCAUUUAAUGUAAGAGACAUCCUUGCAGCAACAUCCUUUGGCAGCAGUAUUGUGGAUGCCAUUGAAAAAAGGAACUGCAUUUCAAUUAAAGACAGACAAGCGAUGGUUCGUAUCUUGGUAUCACAUCUAAUUGAGCGCUUUGGAGAAAAUCCAAGUGGAGCAACAAAAGUUACCCUGGCUUCAUCAAUAGUUGAACAAUUUCCAUGCCUUAAGGAUUCCCAGGGUAAAGGCUAUGAGGCAUGGUUCAGUCCAGGUAGAUUUCACAGACCUGCCACAGGCUUCCUCGAAGAGCGUCUUCGGAACGUGCGCAAAAAGAUCCGAAGAGGAAGACAAAAACCAGUUUCUUCAGACAACCCAAGACACAGCAGUAAUUUUACUUUGCCAGAGUCAAAUGUGGACUCGGAAAGAGCGACUCAAAUGAUAGAGUGGCUCAGAAAUAAUAUCUGGCCAGCAAGUCAGGUCGAGAAGUACAUGAAAGAGACAGCGAUCCAAAGGGCCACAUGGAUUCGUAACGAUGGAUCCAAGACAAUAAUGGAAAUAGGCAAAGAGUAUCCACGUCUCCUCGACACUCCGGGCAUGAUAUCCCAGGAUUUCUUAAUUUUGAAUCCAGACUGCGCUUCAAAACUCACAGAAAAUUGGGUACCUGUGUUUAAGGAUAAGAUUCUACAGUUUGCCAGCAAACAAAAACAAGCUCUUAAUCUACUUCACGACAUAGAAACAAUGUCAGCAGAGACACAGAGUGACAUUGCCAUGCAAGUCCUUCCUGUAAUCCUUCCAACGCAUGUGUACAAAAUUGGAAGAAAAAUGUUCAAACCAACUUUCCUAGAAACCAGGAAAGCCUUCAUAGACAUACAGCCAAUUAUGACAAAUAUGGCCGAGUACCUUUGUUCAAGACAGUCCUUCGAGUUCCCUUAUGUUCUCAUGCUUGGAGACAGCCAGUGCUUUCAAGCCUUUGCUGUAAUAAAUGGCACAGCACUUGAACAAAGUUCAUUGCUUGCUGCAGUGGACGUUUGCUUUAAAGCCUUCUACGUCUUUGAUGUGAACUACCCCAAGCAGUGUUCCGUGGUGUGGCAGUUUCUACAGACUGUGGUGUAUGGAGUUCCUGGGGAGGAGACACCGGCAGUAAGAGUUCUGCGAGCAUUAAUUUUUGCUGACAAACAGUAAUUAUUAUUACUGUGACCUCACCGCUUCCUUGGAUUCUGUGUACUUUAACUUGUACACCUUUACACGUUCUAAAUACUUCAAAA
Molecule: messenger RNA, 1520 nt
Organism: Paramormyrops kingsleyae
Lineage: Eukaryota; Metazoa; Chordata; Actinopteri; Osteoglossiformes; Mormyridae
Source: RefSeq, a predicted model, not a curated record